CUGUGUCCUUUGCCUGCUUCUUCUCCCUCUCUCUCUCUCUGGUUUUCAUUUGCUUUUCUUGGGUUCUGGUUGUUUCAGUUGGUUAAAAAAGCUUCGCUGCGUGUUGCUCUGUUUAGCUUUACCGUGCUCCGUUAAACCCCGAACCCCGAAGCGAAUUUCGUUAGGUUUCUCGUACAAGCCAAGACCAUUUUCAGCGGGUCGGAGAUAGGAGUAAAGAACGAGAGAAUAUAUAGUCAGGGUUAGUAGUGAGAAGUAUGAGUUUCCUUGCUCAAUUCGUUUUGUCUAAUUGAAACAACCCAAACCGAAACCAAUUUCUGUCAUUGUUUAUCAUGGAUUCGAGGGCCGAAAUGCAAGAGCCGAGCAUAGACACGGAUAAGCUGAGCUACGAGAUAUUCUCCAUUCUGGAGAGUAAGUUUUUGUUUGGGUAUGAUGAUCAGACGCUCUGGCUCCCCAAGCCCAUCUCUCCGCCGGCGUCGGAGUCGCAGCCCGACCAGAAUGCCGUGAUCAAGAACCAGCGAGGCAAAAUCUGCAUUCUCAGCAUCGACGCCGGCGGCAUGCGCGGGAUUCUCUCCGGCAAGGCCCUCGCCUAUCUCGAGAACGCGCUCAAGCUGAAAUCCGGCAACCCCGACGCCACAAUCGCCGACUACUUCGACGUCUCCGCCGGCGCCGGCGUCGGGGGCAUUUUCACCGCCAUGCUCUUCGCCACCAGGGACAACGCCCGCCCGAUAUUCAAUGCCGACGACACGUGGCGGCUCCUCGUUGAUCAGGGGAAGAGAUUCUACACCGCCCGCCGAGGAAGCUCCUCCGCCUCCGGCGGGGGCUUCCUACGGUGGUUCAUCCGCGGCGGCUCCAGCUCGGCCGGGAUGGAGAAGGCGAUGAGAGAGGCGUUCAGGGACAACGACCGGAGCUUGACUCUAAAGGACACGUUGAAGCCGGUUUUGAUUCCCUGCUACGACCUCUCCAGUACGGCGCCGUUUCUGUUCUCCAGAGCCGACGCGCUGGAGACGGAGAGCUACGACUUCCGCCUCUGGGAGGUCUGCCGCGCCACGUCGGCCGAGCCGGGUGUGUUCGAGCCGGUCCAAAUGCGGUCCGUGAACAACCAGACGCGCUGCCUGGCGGUGGACGGCGGGCUGGCCAUGAGCAACCCGACCGCGGCGGCCAUCACGCACGUGCUCCACAACAAGCAGGAGUUCCCGUUCGUGCGCGGCGUGGAGGACCUUUUGGUACUUUCCAUCGGGAGCGGGCAGUUUCUAGAAGCGAGCCACGAGUACGAGCAGGUCAAGAGGUGGAAGGCCAAGGAGUGGGCCCGCCCCAUGGCCCGCAUCUCCGGCGACGGCUCCGCUGACCUCGUUGAUCAGUCCGUCGCCAUGGCCUUUGGUCAGUCCGGCAGCAACAACUACGUCCGCAUUCAGGCGAAUGCGACAAGCUUGGGGAGGUGUGGUCCAAAUGUUGAUACAGACCCGAGUCCUAGCAAUGUCAAGAUGCUGGUGGGAUUGGCAGAGGAUAUGCUGAAGCAGAAGAAUGUCGAAUCGGUUCUAUUUGGUGGCAAGAGGAUCGCGGAGCAGAGCAAUUUCGAGAAGCUUGACUGGUUUGCCGGUGAACUUGUGCUGGAACAUCAGAGGAGGAGUUGCAGAAUAGCUCCCACUGUUGCCUUCAAGCAAGCUGCUCCUAAAGCCACUUAGUCUGACUGCUACCACCAACAAUACCAAAAGAUUAUAGAGGCUCAUUACAAAGGAAGAAAAGAAAAGCUCAAAAGAAGGGUGAAGAGAGUAAAGAAGCAUGCAAAUCUUUGUGGGAUUUUUUUUGCCCACCAAGGGACCAUACAGUGUGCCAGUGUGGGUCUCCACUCUACCUUUCAACUAUGGGUAGGAACCAAUGUGAAGAAAAAGCAUGAGAGAGAGAGACAGUAAAAGCUUUUAAGGUCAAAACAAACAAGAAUCCAAAUAUUCUUGUGUGAAUCUAUUGCAUUUCAAAUUGAGGGUUUAGGGAUUUUUAUACCCUUUGCAGUUUUAUUUAUUUGCAACUUUUCCCAAACGCUUUUCCAUUUUCUGUCCCUUAGUCUCAAAAAACUUGAGCGUGGGUGGUGGUGGUAGGGCUAAGUGAAAACCCAGAAAAGAAAAUGAUCAAAGCUCUUUGUUUCUGUCUUUGGCA
Messenger RNA from Argentina anserina (silverweed cinquefoil), 2151 nucleotides. RefSeq names its product patatin-like protein 6. Lineage: Eukaryota; Viridiplantae; Streptophyta; Magnoliopsida; Rosales; Rosaceae. The transcript has 3 exons. Gene Ontology annotation, biological process: lipid metabolic process. The record is from RefSeq and is a predicted model, not a curated record. Bases 330 to 1682 code for a protein of 450 amino acids.